CCUCUGGCAAGGCUUUAGGAGAGCUCUGUGAUGGGGAAGCAAGCUGCCUUCUGAAACAAGAACACGAGCUAUGCUAAUGUCAGGUACAGAAGCCAAUUUGCACUGUGGAUGUUGUUGUCACUUUCUCCUGGGCCUCUUCCAAGUCUUUUGAAACCAGAUGACCUGAACUGCAAAGAACAUUCACAGAUUUAUAGUGGCAUCUUUCCUUUUUGCUUCAUCUCCUCUCCUGGAAACUGAUGGACUGGCUUUUCUCAUGCUGCUGAACACUUCACAGGACUCUCUCUCUCAAGGUUUUGUUCCUGAGUGAUAUUGUUGAGCUCAGAGUAGAUAAUCAUGUAUGUAUAAGGUAGAUAGUUGUGCGUAUAUAAGUGUGUGCAGUAUAUAUAUUUGUGCUCAGUUACUUACAGAUAAUUCUUUCUUAGUUUAUUUGUGUGUGUAUUUGUUUAGUAAGACACAGACCACAUCGAUACUUAGAAAAAAAAUGACCUUUUGUAAACCACAGAAGAUAUUUGAUGGGUGAAACACACUGUGCUCCUGUUUCCAGCCCGGUGGGGCAGUGGCCCUCAGCUGUCACUCCCAGAACAGGUGCUGUAAGCCAACACCCUGCUGGGUGUGCUUUGGCAGCACAGCCCCCUCUCAAGAGACUCAGAGUGCUUUGUGCGUGCCUCCAUCUGUAUGACUGCGGCAAGAGGACGAUGAAGGUCCAUUGUGUGCUCCUCCUCCUCAUCUGCACAGCUGGGCUGGCCCUGGGCUAUGAGGACGAGACCCGCCUGGUGGAGGACUUGUUCAGUAACUACAACAAGGUGGUGCGGCCUGUGGAGGACCAUCGCGAGGCCGUCGUCGUCACCGUGGGGCUGCAGCUCAUCCAGCUCAUCAGCGUGGAUGAAGUAAAUCAGAUUGUGACAACCAAUGUGCGCCUGAAACAGCAAUGGACAGACGUCAACCUCAGAUGGAAUCCAGAUGACUACGGUGGCGUAAAAAAAAUCCGCAUCCCCUCAGAUGAUAUCUGGCGGCCAGACCUUGUUCUUUACAACAAUGCAGACGGGGAUUUUGCCAUUGUAAAAUACACCAAAGUCCUUCUGGAGCACACAGGUCGGAUCACCUGGACACCACCAGCCAUUUUUAAGAGUUACUGUGAAAUCGUAGUCACACACUUCCCCUUUGACCAGCAGAACUGCAGCAUGAAGUUGGGAACUUGGACAUACGAUGGCACAGUGGUUGUUAUUAACCCGGAGAGCGAUCGUCCAGACCUGAGUAACUUCAUGGAGAGCGGGGAGUGGGUGAUGAAGGACUACCGUGGCUGGAAGCACUGGGUUUACUACGCCUGCUGCCCUGACACGCCCUACCUGGACAUCACCUACCACUUCCUCAUGCAGCGCCUGCCCCUCUACUUCAUUGUCAACGUCAUCAUCCCCUGCCUGCUCUUCUCCUUUCUAACAGGGCUCGUUUUCUACCUACCCACAGAUUCAGGUGAGAAAAUGACCCUCAGCAUCUCUGUCCUGCUGUCCCUGACUGUGUUCCUGCUGGUCAUCGUGGAGCUGAUUCCCUCCACCUCCAGCGCAGUGCCUCUGAUUGGCAAGUACAUGCUGUUCACCAUGGUGUUUGUCAUCGCCUCGAUCAUCAUCACCGUCAUCGUCAUCAACACCCACCACCGCUCCCCCAGCACGCACACCAUGCCCCCCUGGGUCAGGAAGAUCUUUAUUGACACAAUCCCAAACGUCAUGUUUUUCUCUACAAUGAAACGACCAUCAAGAGACAAACAAGACAAAAAUAUUUUUUCAGAAGAUAUUGAUAUUUCUGACAUUUCUGGGAAGUCAGGUUCUGUGCCUGUCAACUUCUACUCCCCGCUUACCAAAAACCCAGAUGUGAAAAAUGCUAUAGAGGGAAUCAAAUACAUUGCAGAAACAAUGAAAUCGGACCAAGAAGCCAGUAAUGCUGCAGAAGAAUGGAAGUUUGUUGCAAUGGUGCUUGAUCAUCUCCUCCUUGGCAUAUUUAUGCUAGUUUGUUUUAUAGGAACAUUAGCUGUAUUUGCUGGUCGCCUUAUUGAAUUAAAUCAGCAAGGAUGAACGUCAGCUGGAAACUAUUUGCUGCCCUAAACAUCUGAGAGCAUCAUGACCAUCAGAAUCUGGCCAGCCUCUGAAAGGUUCACUGACAGGAAUCAGUAACCACUGGGAAAGAGCAGGGAUAAUAAAACGUAAGGCCCCAUACUUAGCACUUCUGAGCUGCUGCUCAGCAGUAUUUAACUGCCAAAACGAAACACUUGCAUUAGUGGUAAAAGUGAAUGGCUGUCAGCCAGGUUUUGUUGUGUUUUACCCUUUAUUAAAAAUGUUAAUGUAUAAUAAGGUUGUCUGACUUUUUAAGCAACAUAUACUAUUCCAGUGAAGUCAAUAGCAGUGUAAUAAGCUUUAGCUGAGCUGUAAAUCUGUAUCCAACUUUGGCAUUCAAGCUGGUUUUAAUAUCUGU
Molecule: messenger RNA, 2463 nt
Organism: Zonotrichia albicollis (white-throated sparrow)
Lineage: Eukaryota; Metazoa; Chordata; Aves; Passeriformes; Passerellidae
Gene: CHRNA1
Product: cholinergic receptor nicotinic alpha 1 subunit
Biological process (GO): monoatomic ion transmembrane transport
Cellular component (GO): postsynaptic membrane
Molecular function (GO): acetylcholine-gated monoatomic cation-selective channel activity; transmembrane signaling receptor activity
Source: RefSeq, a predicted model, not a curated record